Messenger RNA from Durusdinium trenchii, 2202 nucleotides. The record is from the annotation of a GenBank genome assembly. NCBI's taxonomy places the organism in Eukaryota, Dinophyceae, Suessiales, Symbiodiniaceae.
GAGAAAGAAGUAGAGGAACACGAGAAGACGGUUUACGAUGGCAGCGUUGCUAUGGGGAACACCGUUGAGGAUGCCCAGAAAGCUGCGCGCGAGGCCAAACUGGCCAAGACCAAGGCCAUGAAGGAGCAGAAAAUGGCCCGAGCGGCCGCCAAGAAAUCUGGAACAGUUACCACUGUUGCCACUACUGCUGGGACCUACAUUGACAAGGACAGCCUGCCACCGGAGGCCAACACCAGCUACUACGAGAAGAUUGUGGACAGCAUGAAUGUCAUCCUAGCCAACCACAACUUCUGUGACAUCCAAACUGCAGAGGCGCUACCCAUUGUUGAUGGAGCUAAGACUUCAGGGGUGCAGGAGAACUUUCAUGUAGCCACCGAUGCUGCGGAUGUGGACCUUUUGGGGAAGCGUGGAAAGUGGCGAGGAAUCAGUCCUGAAGAGAUGCAGCACAGUCUCAUCUUUGCUUUGGCCAAGUGCAUUGAGGACAAGGAUUGCUUGUAUGUCUAUGACAAAAUGUUGUCCGACCCAGACUGCAAUCAAGUCCUUGAUCGCUUACAAGCAUUGUUUUGCAUGGGUUCACCUUUAAAUUCGCUGAGCAAGCUUCGGGUCGUCAUUGAGAAGAGCGAGAACCUCGAGACAAGGCAAUGGGUCCUGCAGGUGCUCUGCGACAUGAUCGAAAAUGGGCAGCUGGACAAGGAUACCAUUAGCAAAGGAUAUUUGCAAGGGAGUGGCACCAGCGCAUCGCUGGUUGAACUGCUGAAGUUGAAGCGAAGCACUGUACAGCACUUUUUGCAGGUGGAACUGCCAAGGAACCAGUUCGACACGGAGGAUCUGAAGAUGAUCUAUGAGAAGAUCAUGACAGCGAAGAACUACAGGAAGUAUGUGAAUCCGAGCAAGACAACGGACAGCUCUAUCCUUGCAGAGGUUCAGUGGAUGUCUUCUUUGAAAGGCUCAAGCUUGCUGGUGCUACGGCUGAUGGAGGACGACAUUACGUUCAAUGUCCGGUGGCAGCCCUGCUUGGCUGCCAAGAACAACGAGCUGGCGGCGGAGAAGGCAUUGUACCAACAGGAUGGCAAAAAUGCCAAAGAAGAUGUUUGCACCCAGAUCGCCGAGGGAAGCUUGGCGCCACAGCCAUCCAAGUACCCAAAAGGAUCUCGUGAGCAUUUUGUCGCUACCGCCGCGGAGCAGGUUCAGAUCUAUGUGAGCCUGGUCCCAGAGCCAGCCACAAUGGCAGGAGUAGCCAAGGUGGUGAAAGAAUCACAUGUUGCACAGCAUCUGGGUGCGCAGGGCAAAGGGUGCAUCAUGAUCCACUUUGAUGCGCAGCUUUUUGGUGAAUCCUUGAAGCGGCCAGACAGGCGGUUCCCGCCAUUGAGUCCUGCGCUUGUCAAGAAGCUUGUGCAUGGUGCUUUGAAAGGGCGGGGGUGCAGCCCCAACUCCAAGGUCGGCGAUGAUCACUACGACAAGCCAUUGGACGGUGAUUAUGUGUUCCUGAACGAUGGUGGCCGCAAUGUGCUUGAGAAAGAGCUCUAUGGAGCAAAGAUGGUUGGCUGCGAUGCCCCGACGAGCGAGGAGAAGGACAAAGAGGAGGUUCGCGAUGGGGGAGCUUAUGAGCCAGUCUUCUUCCACCACCUCUCGACAACCUUCUACCUGAAAGCUUUGAAGGCCUAUGAGGUGCGAGCUGUGGUGGAUUUGACCACGGGAUGUGGCAGCCGUGCGAAAGCAGCGCUACUUCAGAGGAUCCCCUUCCUAGGCAUGACGCUGACUGAGUCCCAUGCCAGCCUUUUGAAGGCCGAGCUGGUGAAGUUCGUCAAGCAGAAGAUGACUGAAGAAGGGAGCACGUUCUACAGCCCAGAGUGGUGUGCACUUGCUGGUGCUGGCGACGCUGGUGGGGGUGAUCCAAAGCCAAAGCCCGGGCCGAAGGCGAAGGUAAAGCCUGAAGCCAAACCAAAGCCCGAAGCAAAGCCAAAGCCUCGAGGCACUAAGAACAAGGGCGGCGGCGAGGAUCCCAAGCCGAACAAGAAACCCAAGACCGAUCAUCUGAGGCGGACAGCGAUGCUUCCGGCGAACGCGGCAGCUGAAUGGCCAAAGGGAGCCUAUUUCGGAAGGUUUUUGACAGGGCCCUCAUGCCCUCAUGCCAUCGAUCGUGUUGGGUUCAUCAGCGGUGACUGGGCCACAGCGCCUGAGUCUGAGACUGAUGUUAUCUGA